GGCUGUCACCCUGGGCGGGGAAAGGGAACGUGUUGGCAGCCCCGUGAGCAGCAGAGGUCCAGGGCUGGGCUCCACCUCCUCUCUCUGUCUCCCCCUCCCGCUUUUCUCUCUCUUUCCUCUUCCAGCUCAGGCUAAGCCUAGGUCACUCCCGCCAACCCAGCAGCCUCCGCCACUCGCCCGGGCCUAGGUCAUGGCCAACGGGGAGGCGUCCCGGAGGAAGGAGCGCGUCCUCUGCCUGUUCGACGUGGACGGGACCCUCACCCCGGCUCGCCAGAAAAUCGACCCCGAAGUGGCGGCCUUCCUCCAGGAGCUUCGGGGACGGGUGAAGAUCGGCGUGGUGGGAGGCUCCGACUACUCCAAGAUUGCCGAGCAGCUGGGGGAGGGGGAUGAAGUCAUAGAAAAGUUUGACUACGUCUUUGCAGAGAACGGGACAGUUCAAUACAAAAAUGGGCGACUGCUCUCCAAGCAGACCAUCCAGAACCACCUUGGGGAGGAGCUUCUGCAGGACCUCAUCAACUUCUGCCUCAACUAUAUGGCCCUGUUGAAGCUGCCCAAGAAGCGCGGAACCUUCAUCGAAUUCCGCAAUGGGAUGCUGAACGUCUCCCCCAUCGGCCGGAGCUGUACCCUUGAGGAGAGGAUUGAAUUCUCGGAGCUGGACAAGAAAGAAAAGAUCCGGGAGAAAUUCGUGGAGGCCUUGAAGGCAGAGUUUGCGGGCAAAGGGCUAAGGUUCUCCCGAGGAGGCAUGAUCAGCUUCGAUGUCUUCCCUGAGGGCUGGGACAAGCGGUACUGCCUUGACCGCCUGGAUCAGGAGAGCUUCGACACCAUUCACUUCUUUGGGAAUGAGACCAGCCCCGGAGGAAAUGACUAUGAGAUUUACGAUGACCCCCGCACAGUGGGGCACAGUGUGGUCUCCCCCCAGGACACAGUGCAGAGGUGCCGGGAGCUCUUCUUCCCAGAGAGUGCACACGAAGCAUGAGGCUGGUGUCCCUGAGGGCUCAGGGACCAAGGUGUCUUCACCUGGGGGUAGUGGAAACACCUUCGAGACCCAUGGAGAAAGAGCCCAUCUGGCUGCAGUUGUGUGGGGGGGUGGAUCUUUGCAGCAGCCCUUCUCCUCCCCCUUGCUCCCCAUCUUUUAGCCCCUUCCCCUGCGUGCCUGCUGAAAAGAACUGAGUAUCUUUGGUCUUGGGUUGGGAGGGGCCCAACCAAGCUUUGUCAUGGCAGCAGUGACGAACGGAUAGAUGGACAACUGGACAGACAGAAAAUGUGGGGGAUGACCUGAGUCAUCCCUCUGGGCAUCUAUAGUCCAGGUUACUGAUCUCUGGACCCGAGUUCCCAUGCACUGGACCCUGCAGUUACAAAGUCAACAGGCAUCCAGGAGGGGGUGGGAUUCUCCCUCUCUCUCUCUCCUCUCCCUCCCUUCUCUUCCUCUCAGGCUUCAGUUGAGGUGUGGGGAGGAAGUGCAUCAGUAAGCAUUUGUGAAGGGCUGGCUACAGGCCAGGUUCCUCCCUACCGCUCUGGUCCAUCUUGGAUUAGGGGCAAGGUGAAAUCCACCCAGCUGCACACCACAGGUUCCCCAAAAGGUGGGUGCUAGCCUCAUCCUUGCAUGCCUAAGAGUUUAAACCCCACUUCCCCCAGAAGGCAAGCCCUAGAAAAAGAGGGAUUUGGUGCCCUGGUCACCCUUUAUCCCCCCCAAAGACAGUAUCAGCCCCCUGGCAUGCCAUUUAACAAACACGUCUCAAUUAAGACACAGCUAUGGGCCUGUGGGUGGCUUUGUUGCCCCCUCCCUCCACACCCCCAGCCUUGUGGCUGCCUGUUAAAAGGUGGGAGGAGAGGUCCAGAACUCACCAUCCUAGGCCUGCUUUGUCCCUCCACAAGAUGACCUGUUCACUCUGGGUCUUACUCUGGCUGUGGGCCCUGAUCUCUGACCUUUGUGCUAGGACGUGCUGUCCAGCCUCACCUAGAAUCAAUCAUUUGUUUUUCUGUGUAAAAAACUUUUUUUUUGGUUGGAGAAGAGUGUAUGUUUGUACAUAAGAAACAGCUCUGCUUGGAGGUGAGGGGUGCAGCUCUAGACAGUGGAGAGCUCUAUCGUGUCACAAAUUCUAUUAAACAACAGAAAGUCA
This is a messenger RNA of Dromiciops gliroides (monito del monte), 2120 nucleotides long. It is a transcript of the gene PMM1, whose product is annotated as phosphomannomutase 1. The coding region runs from base 191 to 976 and encodes 261 amino acids. The record is from RefSeq and is a predicted model, not a curated record. The transcript is spliced from 8 exons. Gene Ontology annotation, cellular component: cytosol. Gene Ontology annotation, biological process: GDP-mannose biosynthetic process; mannose metabolic process; protein N-linked glycosylation. Gene Ontology annotation, molecular function: phosphomannomutase activity. NCBI's taxonomy places the organism in Eukaryota, Metazoa, Chordata, Mammalia, Microbiotheria, Microbiotheriidae.